UAUGGGGGCCUUUUAAAGCGCAUUGUUUUUAUUAUUUUCUUGAAUAUGUAUUAUAUGUUUAUAUUAUACAAGUAUUUAUUUAAUAUGAAUAUUUUACACAAAGUUUUAAAAUGCUCUUAAGAAAAAUCUCGAAUGUUAGAAUACCACAAAGAAAUUCUAUUAGAUCUGUAAUAAGAAAGUACAAUAAUAUUAAUUUUGAGGAUAUUCCCGAAGUAUCUCCAGGAAAAAUAAAGAAAACUUUCAAUAUAAAUGGAUUAAGUUUUGAAGAGGGAUAUACUUGCUUUAUCUCAAAGUGUAUAAUUUGUAAAAAUGUAAAAGAUGAAACAAAGUCUACUCCAAAAUUAUACAUAAAUAAAAAUACUGGAAUGUUUAUGUGUGAUUCCUGUUCUCAUUGCGGACAAUGGGACCAGUUUCUAGCGCAUUUAGUUAUGUUGAAGUCUAAAAAAAUUAAGAAAAAGUUAACUUUUGAAAAUGACUUUCAAAAAUUCGAAAAAUAUAGUGAAAUUUUGAACGAAGUUACAAACCAAACAAUUGUAUUGAAUUCAUUAGAUGAAAACGAAUUGACAAAUAUUCUGUCUAAGUUUAGACUUCCUGUAAUAUCUCAAACUGCCAUAGAAUCUUUAGAUAUAAGAAUUAAUAAUAAAAACACACUUUUAUACUUUCCAUUAGAGAAUGUUGAAAGUAGAGUUGUGGGAUAUAGAACAGUCCGUUCAAAUAAUCUGACUGAAACCAUAAUUCCCGACAUAGAAUGUGGCGGAGUUCUUACUGCUCGACUAUCCAGAUCUAAAGAUACUGCUCUUUUAGUGCCUACUAUUAGAGAUUUUUUAAUUUUAAUCAAUAAAAAAAUCAAUGCCAGUAUUGUGUGUUUACCAGAUGGUGUAAGAACAUUAUCACAAUAUGUAUUACCAAGUUUAGAAAGGUUUAAAAAAAUUAUAUUAUGGAUGGGCAGCGAUAGUGUUUCUUGGGAUUCAGCCAGGCAUUUUGCCCACAAGCUCGGAGAAAAAAGAUGUUCCUUGAUAAAACCUAGUAUAUUAUUACCUCAUAUACAACCAGAAGAAGAUUUUUCCAGUGUUAUAAACACUGCUCAACCUGUAUGGCAUAAAAGUAUUACAACGUUUGGAAGUCUUAGAGCUGAUGUUUUAUCAGAUUUGCAAAAUAUUGAUAAGGUCCAGGGAAUUAAAUGGAAGAGAUACCCUACGUUAAAUAAAAUAUUAAAGGGGCACAGAAGAGGGGAGCUCACAAUUUUGACAGGGCCAACUGGAUCAGGAAAAACCACUUUUAUCAGUGAUUAUUCACUUGAUUUACUUAUGCAGGGCGUAAACACGUUAUGGGGCAGUUUCGAAAUUCGAAAUGCUAGAUUGGCUAAAACGAUGCUUCAGCAAAUGGCUGGUUUCAGCUUGGAGGAUAAUUUGGACAAGUUUGAUGAAAUGGCAGAUAAAUUUGAACACUUGCCACUUUAUUUCAUGACCUUCCACGGACAGCAAAGUAUUAAAGUUGUUAUGGAGGCAGUGGAACACGCAGCUUAUGUCCAUGAUAUAGCCCAUGUGAUUAUAGACAACGUACAAUUUAUGAUGGGUACCAGUGAAGACCAAAGACACAUGGACAGAUUUUUGAGACAAGACGCCAUCGUGGCCGCGUUCAGGUCAUUUGCAACAAGAAAAAAUUGCCAUGUAACUCUAAUUAUUCAUCCAAGAAAAGAAAAGGAUGACGAGAUGCUAACCACGAGUUCCAUUUUCGGAGGUGCCAAAGCUUCCCAAGAGGCGGAUAACGUAUUAAUUAUACAAGAUAAAAGACUAAGUUCUAUGAAUGGGAAGAAAUAUUUACAAAUUACCAAAAACAGAUAUACGGGUGACUUAGGCGUGAUGACGUUAGAUUUUGACAAGAAGAGUCUCAGUUUUGCUCAGAAGAAAGCAAGGUUAAAAAACAAUGAUACAGUAAACGAACCAGUGCCAGAAGAUAAUGUGAUACCUGAUAAUUCUAAUGAUAGUAGUGAAACCAAAUGAAUCUUUAUUUUUA
This is a messenger RNA of Sitophilus oryzae (rice weevil), 2016 nucleotides long. Its product is annotated as twinkle protein, mitochondrial-like. Bases 111 to 2003 code for a protein of 630 amino acids. Gene Ontology annotation, cellular component: mitochondrion. Gene Ontology annotation, molecular function: 5'-3' DNA helicase activity; single-stranded DNA binding; ATP binding. Gene Ontology annotation, biological process: mitochondrial DNA replication. The record is from RefSeq and is a predicted model, not a curated record. Lineage: Eukaryota; Metazoa; Arthropoda; Insecta; Coleoptera; Curculionidae. The transcript has 8 exons.